CGGAAGUGCGUUUCAUAACUCAAGCCGCAUUGACAGACGUUGACGCCGUGUAGUUCGGCUUAGCUUGAACUUCAUGUGCCAAACUCCUGACCGCCGAGUCUUAAAAGAUCAUGAGACGGUUUGGGCGGCGGACAGCGAGGACAGGAGACAUGAACAGCUGUGCGAAAGUUAGCCACGUUUUAAGGGAAAUUACCACCAAAACUCGUUCAAUUCUUUUCCACUGAGGUCGAGUCUAGCUAGUAGGACGGACCGAACAAGACACAACUUCUGUCCGAGCGCCCAGCCGUAACCGGAGCGGGGAGACGACGACCGAGCAGCAGGGUUUUCAUUCCACACACACCGGGAGGAGUGCUUAUUUAUUCACUGAGCCGCAAUGCUCCGCCUUUGCCUCCAGAGAGCCGUCCGCCCGGCUGGACAGAAGUUAGCGCCGGGACUGGGGCAGGCAGCGCCGGCGCCGAGGCUGCCGGGGAUCGGCCGACACACACCGAGCUGCAGCAUGGGAACACAUGGGAGGAACGAGCCGAGGGAGCCGCUCAACUCACCCAAGAGAGCCAAAGAGUUUAUCUACCGCCUCCAUCCGAAGGAGAGGACGUGUUUACUGAAGGAGCUGCAGAGUUUCGAGUCCAUAGCCAUCGCUCAAGAGACCCUGGAGCCUUCGCCGCCGACUGCAGCCCAGAUCAGAUACGUUUUGUUUCACAACGCCAUCCCCUUUGUCGGAUUUGGUUUCCUUGACAACGCCAUCAUGAUAGCCGCAGGAACACAGAUUGAACUUUCCAUCGGCGUCACUCUGGGAAUCUCCACCAUGGCUGCCGCGGCUCUGGGGAACCUGGUCUCGGAUUUGGCAGGUCUUGGUCUGGCAGGUUAUGUGGAGGCUCUGGCUUCCAGACUGGGCAUGCAGGUUCCUGAUCUGACACCCAAACAGGUGGACAUGUGGCAGACCAGGCUCAGCUCCCACAUGGGUAAAGCCAUCGGCGUGUCCAUCGGCUGCAUCUUGGGGAUGUUCCCGCUGCUGUUCCUGGGCGAUGAUGAUGAGGAAGAGGAGGAGCAGAAAGAAGCAGGACAGUCUUCCUAACGGGCCACUGCAGCUGCACAGCACAGCUCACCUGCACACACACCAGGUGUUUACAGCUGGAUGUUUGUGUGCAGCGUUCACACGUCCUCAGUCUCCAAAGCCUUUUCGGUAAACUUCACACCCUUUUUCAGCUGCUUCUGAUUGGCUGUGGUAUUUCCACAACACACUCCAUCCGUUAGUCCAACAUGUCAGUUAGACUGGAGGCCUCACGUUCUGUCACUUUAAGUGUUUACUUGUUGUUUUACCCUCAGUGUGUUUACCUCUAAUGUUUUAAUGCAUCAAGCAGAGCAUAACGUUUGUUUAUUUCUUUUUGUUUGUGGGGAACAAAGUGUUUCAGUGCAAAGUGACAAAAAGCUUCUGACAAUCUUUAACUAUGAAAUCGUUCAGAAAGUUCAAAGCACUACGAAGUAAUUACAGUCGAGCUAUAAAUCUGUAAAUAUUUUAUGUUUGCUGACUUCAGCUGAGGUUGAGGUGGUGAAAAUGGAUGAGCGAGCUGCUUAUGGAUCAGCUUUUGGCAGUAAAGAGGAAGUUGCACAGUCUCCCUGGAAAAGAGGAGAAGGUUAGCGCGUUUACCUGCGUGUCGUGUUUCCACCGCAGCCAAUCAGAGCUCGUCUCCCUCACAGGUCGGUAAGCUCCCACGCAGCCGUGCGGAGCCUGAGACGACCGUCCGUCUUGGCCCCACUUUGAGGUGUUGUGUUGUUAUUUCUACACCAGAUGGUUUUUAAAAGGCAGGAGAACCUCGAGACUCCGAUGUUUGCUUUCUUUGUGUGAUUCUGUUUUUGUUUUCCUCUCACAGACUCUUGACUUGGUUCAGCCGUCUGUGUGAUUAGUUUUCGUAGCUCGCGUUUCAUCGGACUCGAGGCUCCAGAUGGGAUUUAACAUCUGAGACUGUGGAGUCCAAAACAAACCGUUUGGGACUCCACAGUCCAGUUGUUUCCAGUGAUCUGAUCUUAAUCUCCCUCCCUCUCAGCUGAUCCUGAACUGCGAUUUCAUUGUGUCAUUUGAAUAAACGAGUUCAAGGCCUUUUUAGCUCGAGUCUCGCGGCUGAUGCUUCGACCUGGCGAAACGUUUGCGUGAAGCAGGAGUUUCCUGUGCGCUCUGCCCAUCAGGCUGUGCUCACCUCAGCAGCAGCAGCUCUCAGUCUGCAUUGUGUGUCCUGCACACUAAAGUUGAUGCAGGAGACGACAACACGUGAAGCCGCCGAACUUCACUGCUCACAUCCAGUCGUUAUCGAUUAAUCGGUUUAAUCUAAAGAUGCUCGACUGAAAAUGAUAAAAGUUACACGUUUUAGAAGCUGGAACUGGACGACAUUUGCUGCCUCGGUUGAACACUGAUUCUUAAAAUAGCACACGAACGUUCACACUACAGUCUGCACAGGUCAGAACAUGUAUGGAAGGAGAACCGAGUUCAUUGUGUGUGCUGAGAAGUUUACAAAAUUGCCAAAACUUUGCUAAAGUCCUGUAAUGAUGAUUGAUUUAGCUGCUUUUAAAUCCUGCUGUUAUUUAGCGCUUUCAGACGUUUACACUGAGCUCAAAUCCUUCCGCAUCCUCAAAUCAAAAGGAUUUAAAGUCCGUGGAAGAUAAACAGUAGAAGCUGUGAGCUGAGGCCGACGGCUGACAGAAAUGUUUGAACAAUAUUUUAAUGAGUGUUUUUCGUUGGAUUAACCGUCACAGAGCAGCACAGCAUCCUGUCAGUGAGGAGUCACUAAUUAAGUAAUAAUAAAUGAUUUGUUUUCAGGAUGAUUUCUGUGACCGUGGACUGUCUGGCCUUUCAUGUUUUUGUAUCAUCUCAUGUUAAUAUGGUGUUUCUAUAUUUUUCCAAGACGAUGAGGGUUUCCUUCAGGUCUGUGUGGGGACUUUGCAUGCUUUAAUUUACUCAAGAUGAAAAGACAAAAGAGGUUUUGAAGCGUAUGAACAAAAGUGUGUCAUGUCUUCGUGUCAUCAGUUGCAGGGAUGCUGCGUCCUGCUGCCACCUAGUGGACAGUGUGGAACAGCAGCAGCUGCUGUGCACUGAUUCAUGUACUGUGUGUACUACAAAAGCAGUGAUGAUGAAGGAUGAAGGCUGCAACACAACCUGCAGUGUAAACCAAUAAAGUCUGGCUCUGCUGUA
Messenger RNA from Scatophagus argus, 3181 nucleotides. RefSeq names its product transmembrane protein 65 (gene tmem65). The transcript is spliced from 7 exons. Gene Ontology annotation, cellular component: mitochondrion. Bases 374 to 1072 code for a protein of 232 amino acids. Gene Ontology annotation, biological process: regulation of cardiac conduction; cardiac ventricle development. The record is from RefSeq and is a predicted model, not a curated record. NCBI's taxonomy places the organism in Eukaryota, Metazoa, Chordata, Actinopteri, Scatophagidae.